GCAAGCGCUAAAAGCUUCGCAGAAGAGAAGGAGGAGUUUUCAGCUGUUGUUUUGGUGAGCGGCUGGCUCGCUCGCUCGCUCGCUCGCUGAUCUUCGCGGGGCUUGUGCCGCGUUCGCCUGCGAAAAGCGAGCGGGCUUUUUUGUUUUUGGGACGCGCAAGCGGUUUGGGGUCGCUUUCUGAUGGAGGCUUUCCACCCGAGCAAGCUGGAGAAGCACCAUCACCAUCACCAUCAGCCGGUGGAGUUUUUGCCAGGAGGCGGCAGGUACGCGACUAAGAGCCACAGCGCCUACGGGAACGCGUUUAACUCUUGGAAUGAUUACCUGGGCUUGGCCACUCUGAUCACCAAGGCAGUGAGCCAGGAAAAGGGCUUUCGGACCGGAUCCUCUUCCGUGGUUGUGGCGGCGACCGUGCAGCAGGUCCCGGCGACCGAGGAAGGCGAGGAAGAAGAGGAGGACGAGGAGGAAGAAGAUGACGACGACGACGAAGUGGGAGCCCCUUAUUUCGAAAACUCCCUGGAUUUGCACGAUUUUGACUUGUGCGGCCAUCACCACCUUAACCCUACCGAAAGCCUGCUGGAGGAGCGUUUCGCCGAUUUUAGCCCCUUCUCGGGCAGAUCCAGCCCGGCGUCGGUGGUCUUCAAUUGCUCCCCUGACCAUCUGGAAAGAGAUCGCUCGCCUCACGCUUGGGGCGGCCGCCUGCUGGUAGAUGGCCGGCUACAAGCUGCCCCGAAAAGCGCCUCCAGGCUGCUGAAGCCGGAAUUGCAAGUUUGUGUUUUCUGCCGGAAUAAUAAGGAAGCCGUGGCCCUCUACACCACGCACAUCCUUAAGGGACCCGACGGCAGAGUCUUAUGCCCGGUGCUGAGGCGAUAUACGUGCCCUCUCUGUGGAGCCAGUGGGGACAAUGCGCACACGAUCAAGUAUUGCCCCUUGUCUAAAAUGCACGGUAGCGCCCCCAAACAACCGCUUAAAAACGCCCGGCACAUCCUGGGCAAGAAGCUCCGCUAGGGGGCGCUUCUCGACCCUUGGCCGCGUCAGUGUUUGUGGAGACAGGACUGCGGAUCAAAAGACAUUGAUUGGAUCAAGGAAAACAAAACCCACUGCGAUUCAUUCUUUUUUCUGUUCUCUUGCGCGCGUGUGCCCUCUACAGGGAUAUUAAAAAAAAGGCAUUUCCUUUUUGGUUUUUUUUUUUUAAACACUGUAAUCAAAUGUUUCUUAAUAUAUUUAAAUAUGAAGACGUAGAAUGUACAGAGAGAUGUUCUUGAUUUAUGUAUCAAAUAAUUGAGUAUAGUUUCUAGUUUGUAUAUGUAGUAGCCAGGGAGCCUGGCCUCUGAAUUAACUCUUAAGAAUGAUAACAUACCGUUUAGAGAUACUGUAUUUGUUUAUUGUGAAACUUACCAGAUUUUUAAAUGGGACUAAAGAUAUCUCUUAGGCAUAUGCUCCAUUUGCUGUAGCUUUGUUUAAUAUUCUUGGCUGGAAAGGGAGCACUUUUGAAUAAAGAAAAUACUGUCUUUAAACGAGGCAGCCUAAUACAAGUAAUAUGUAUGAAUCAAAUAAUUUUUAAGGAGAUGUUUGGCUGGUCCUGCAAUGGUUAUAAAGCAAGGUUGGAAAGAUUAAAUGUGUUGAAUUGGCA
Molecule: messenger RNA, 1630 nt
Organism: Crotalus tigris (Tiger rattlesnake)
Lineage: Eukaryota; Metazoa; Chordata; Lepidosauria; Squamata; Viperidae
Gene: NANOS1
Product: nanos C2HC-type zinc finger 1
Exons: 1
Coding region: 181-1005 (274 amino acids)
Biological process (GO): oogenesis; negative regulation of translation
Cellular component (GO): perinuclear region of cytoplasm
Molecular function (GO): mRNA binding; zinc ion binding
Source: RefSeq, a predicted model, not a curated record